AUGAUGAUGAUGAAGGAGAAGCAGACAAAGAGAAAGUCAAGGGCAAAAAAAAGCAGUGGUGGCGGCCUUGGGUUGAUCAUGCUUCCAUGGUCAGAAGCGGUGAUUAUUAUUUAUUUGAGACGGACAGUGAAGAGGAAGAAGACGAUGACAAUAAAGAUGAGGAUGAACCAAGGAGGAAAUCUGCUUUCCAGAGAGCUAUUGGAAAAUUUGCUUCAGCCAUUUUAGCCUUGCCAAAGUCUGUCAUUAAACUGCCUAAAACAAUUCUUCAGUAUUUAAUCAGAGCUGCAAAGUUUAUUUAUCAAGCCUGGAUUACAGAUCCUAAAACUGCCCUGAGACAAAGGCGUAAGGAAAGCAAAGAAGAAAAAACAGAGGGAAAUGAGACGCAAGGGGAUUGCAGAAGGUCACAUUAUUAUAGAAUGUGAAGAUAAAGAAGAACAUGGCAAAAAAAAAGUCAGAUGGUCCAGAUAACAUCAUUAAAAGGAUAUUCAACAUUUUGAAGUUUACAUGGGUCCUUUUCCUUGCCUCACUUGAUAGCUUUACUGCCUGGCUCAACUCAAUUUCACGAGGGCACAUUGAUAUCUCCACAGUACUAAGGAUAGAGCGUUGUAUGCUGACAAGGGAGAUUAAAAAAGGGCAAUGUUCCCACCCGGGAAAGCAUUCACAUGUAUUAUCAAAACCACAUCAUGAUGACACUUUCAAGGGAGUCAGGACUAGACAGAGAGAUGAUGAUGAGCCUGAUCCCACAUCAUCACAUGCAACUAAUGGCAAAAUCUCCAGUAAAAGAAUGGACAGUGCAGAUUCUGCUGCUUCUCAUGACAGCAUGUCCAGCUGCAACACUGAAGCAACCAUGCUGUUCUCAAGGCAAUCUACGCUUGAUGAUUUAGAUGGACCAGACUCUAUACCAAAAACAAGUGAGCGUGCGCGACCUAGGCUUCGUAAAAUGCACAGCAUG
Molecule: messenger RNA, 952 nt
Organism: Staurois parvus
Lineage: Eukaryota; Metazoa; Chordata; Amphibia; Anura; Ranidae
Source: the annotation of a GenBank genome assembly